Molecule: messenger RNA, 1286 nt
Organism: Abrus precatorius (Indian licorice)
Lineage: Eukaryota; Viridiplantae; Streptophyta; Magnoliopsida; Fabales; Fabaceae
Product: protein FMP32, mitochondrial-like
Exons: 8
Coding region: 283-984 (233 amino acids)
Cellular component (GO): mitochondrion
Source: RefSeq, a predicted model, not a curated record
GAACCAAUGUAAAAUUUGCCAUUUGUCGUAAACCGUAGAGUUGUUGCACGGGAAGAAAGGGAUCGUAAACAACGAAAUUCGCACCCUCUUUCCAUCCGAGUUCCCUCCCCAGCACUCUAUUCGACUAUAUUGAUUUGAUGACUCAUCUCAUCAACAAUACUGCCUAAGGACGUGCUGUGGCUGCUCUCUCAGCCUUCUACUCGGAUUGGUUAUUUCUUAAGUUGACUUUCUGCGCAGGUUUCAAGCCCGAUCUUUGAAACAGUGCUACGAUUUUAGUGAGAAAUGGCCGCGGUUCGUAACCGGGUGUGGCAAUUAACCCGAUUAGCAGCUUUCGGGGCUUCGAAAUCCAAAGUUUCGUAUCCGUUGGAAAGAGCAAUAUACGAUCCAUUCCAUGUUUGUGGCUCAAGACAUUUUUCUCAAUUGGUGAAAUCCAGCGGAAAACGCUUGUUUCUUGUUGACACCUUGGCUCUUGUUAGGAGACUCGAGGGGGAAGGUGUACCCUCAAAGCAUGCUGAGGCAAUAACUGCUGCUAUAACUGAAGUUUUGAAUGAUAGUCUUGAAAAUGUGUCUCAAUCGUUAGUAUCAAAAGGAGAAAUGCAGAAAACUGAGAUGAUGCAAGAAGCCAACCUGUCCAAGUUUAAAGCCGAGGUGCAGAGCUCACAGGGACAUCAUUUUUCUCUCUUACAACAUGAGACUGAGAAGCUUAGGAAUGAUAUAGAGAAGAUGCGCAGUGAAUUGAGAUAUGAGAUAGAUAAAGUCACUGCUGGGCAACGAUUAGAUUUGAACCUUGAAAGGGGGAGAAUUAGGGAGGAACUGUCUAAUCAGAGUGCUGAAACUAACAACCUGACAAACAAACUUGAUAGAGAGAUCCAUUCUUUAAGAGCACAACUAGAGGCAGCCAAAUAUGAUGUGAUAAAAUACUGCAUAGGAACACUUGUUUCAAUCUCUGCUGUUGGCCUUGCUGUUUUACGGAUCUUGAUGUAAAAGGAUUGUAUUUCCAAUUAACAUCCACAAAAAUGAGGUGGAAAAGAAUCAAAUAUUAACUGCUUUGAAGAUGUAUGUUAUGUGUAAGAAAACAAUUGCAUUACAAUACUAGUGGAACCUUUUUCUUUUUUAACUUUUUUGUGGAGCUGAAGGAAUUAGCUCCCAUUAGGCACGAAAUGGGCCUGUUUUUUAAGCCCCAUUCUUUCUGUAUUCUUUUGUUUAUUUAUUUGCCAUGCCUUUUGGAUAUUUGGGCAAUUUGUACGUGGCAGUAUGGUAUGAAUACAAACACCUUGGAUUAUAAU